UGACUGUUUCAACUCAUCCUGGUGUUCCUCUCUCUCAUGACAGGCAAGAAGUGGCGCGCCCUCACGCCCACGGAGCGCCGCCCAUACGUGGAGGAGGCGGAGAGGCUGCGGCUCAAGCACAUGGCCGAGCACCCGGACUACAAGUACCGCCCGCGGCGCCGCAAGCCGCAGCAGCCUAAGAAACCCGGUGGGUCGACGGCGUCCCCAGGGGCGGCGCCCCUUCCAUCAGCGUCUUCCUGUUCCACUACCACCACCACCACCACCACCGUCCCUUCCUCUUCCACCAACACCCAGAUCAAAAAAGAGGGAGCCAUGAUUCCUGGCGGCUUCUUGCAGGCGACGCUGACGGCACCGCUGACCAACACUCACAGCAGCAGUAAUCCAAGCAGCGGAAAUGCUUCCUCUGUGGCACCCUCGUCCUACCAGGCACCCGUGUUGGCACUGCACACACCGGAUGCCUCCCCCACCUGCUCCCCCGAGCCCGCCUGGCCUCCCCCGCCCCCUCAGGGACCGCCCCUUCCCCCCUGCACCCUCGCCGCUCUUCCCACCCCUCCGGAAGCCUCCCCCCACGACCACGACCGCCUACACACCCCUACCAGCCUACACCACCAGGCGGAGCAGCAGGCGACGCCGCAACAUCACCUUCACCACCACCACCAGCAGCAGCAGCACCAGCAGCAGCAGCACCACCACCACCAACAGCAGCAGCACCACCACCACCACCACCUAGAAGCACCCAACGCUGCAUCGAAGCUGCUGCACUACUUCUCCCAGAGUCAGCAGGGCUACCCGGGCUUCUAUACCGGGGCUACGUAUUCGCCAGCCGCUUACGACUGCCACGACUACAUAACCGGGACUGACGGCUACUACCCGUCCCAGUACGACCCUCAGGGCUACACCCACCAUCCGGCCUUCGCCCACCCUCCCUACAGCAGUCCCAGGGGCGAGGUGGGCGGUGACGGAGGCGGCGGUGGCGUCCCUGUGGGCACCGUCCCCAUAGGCAGCAUCCCCGUCGGUAGCGAGGGCGAGAUCUUCGACGACGUAGACCGCUCCGAGUUCGACCGCUACCUGAAAGGACCGGAACGAGUAGCGGCCGUCAGCGCCUCCUUCACCUACACCCCGCCCGCCAACCCCAGGUACUUACAGGUGGGCGGGGGACACUACCAGUCCUCCCAGUUCGUGGCGUUGAUCAAAGAUGAGCCCGAGGACUCGUGUGCCAGUGGAGGCGCAGGAGGUCCCGGAGGAGGCUCUGAAGGUGAAGGCGAGACCAAGUCUAAGGACGCGCCACACCCGUCUCCGGAGCCCAACGCCUCCAAGUCUGACACGAACACUUCGAGUCUGCUCUCCGCCCUCGCCGAUGUCCGGGAACUGUACUACGAGCACUCGUAGGCGCCAUUACCUCUUCCUCCAGUGGCCUGCGAGAGGCGCUACGAGGAACCCCCCUUCUCCGACGGCAGCAUGAACCGGCGACCCUUCAAGAUCAAGAUUUAAGACGCGUAUAUGGCUAAUUCUGCCGCGCCGCCGCCGACACGUCGUCGCCACCAGCAGGAGAGACUCGUGAAGGACAAACCACAGUGUUGUUGAUAAGCCAGAACCAAAGCCAAACUAUUCUCGUUUUCUGUUAUUUGACUUAAAGUUAGACGAAAUCUUGUGGGUUACAAACUCGUGUGUGUGUGUGUGUGUGUGUGUGUGUGUGUGUGUGUGCAUGCGCGCGCGUGUGACUAUAUUCCUUGUAAACUUACGUCGUCAGAAAUGAAUUAUAGUAGCAUACGGACAUACAGACGUAUUAAACUUAUUAUAGUGAUUACUAUCCCGGUAUUGAUACCUAAGACGUUUCAAAGUGAUGACCCCCUCUCCCCAAUAAUAUUGACCCCCAAACGACAAUUAGAGACCCCCAAUCCCAUCUGUUUUCCUAUACUAAAACAAAAUCAAUUAAAAUCAAUAAACAACACAAAAAAAUGUUCAUAAAUGUUCGGUAUGACUGAGAGUGUUGGCAAGAUCUUGAUAAUUGCUUCAAAACACAAGUCGCCUGGAAGCAUUCCUAAGACGCAAUGACAGAUGGACGCAAGAGAGACGCAAUAACAGCUGGAACUACCUCAGCCGAGACUGGAACUCCGGCUGGAACUACCUCAGCCGGGACUGGAACUCCGGCUGGAACUACCUCAGCUGGAACUACACAUAUUACUGUAUCGUACUGAACACACACACAAAUAAUUCUCUGUGGACGAGUGUUUUCUGGCGUAUACCAUUGCGUAUUUGUGUUUAGAACUUAGAAAGUACAAAAGGUGUGCCUUUACUUAUUGAGUUUACGCGAGGAGUUACAUAUCAGACUGGUCUUCCUGUCAUGUAUAUAUAUAGAUAUAUACACACACAUAUAUAUGUCACACAACACGAGACUUCAUAAGUGCAGAAACCACAAAAGACAAAUGAAAUGAUCUGAGCUCAGAGGUCCCCACUAGGGAGGUCUUCUCAGAGACUAACGAGAGACCCAAAGUGGGAUAUAGAUGCGCUCAGCUCAUUUCAUUUUUCGUGUGUGUGUGUGUGUGUGUGUGUGUGUGUGUGUGUGUGUGUGUGUGUGUGUGUGUGUGUGUGUGUGUGUGUGUUUGUGUUUGUAAUGUACUUGUGAAGUCGCGUGUUGUGUAGCAUCCUACAAUCUUCCUGCUUCAAAAUCCGUGUAUUCCAUGUAUGUAUUGAAGGCUGUAAUGCUUUCUUAUGUUGAACUCGAUAUAUUUUUUGUGAUUUCACCAGAUUCAGUGACAUAUUGUAGCUAUGUUUCUUAUGCUCCCUUGAUUCCUAUUCCUUCCUACACUUCCAUAUUCCCUUCCCUUCCCACUCUUCUUCCUUCCCGCUCUCUUUCCCAUCUCCUCCCCUCACUCUCCUGUCCCCCAGCUUCCACAGGAGACGGGACGCCUCUGUAGAACGUUGCUCUAGAGAUCUCUAAGAGCUCUUAUCAGUCUUUAGAGUCAUAUUUGGCCGUAUCCCGUGACAGUCUUGUGGCGACCCCCUGAUUUAAACACUUCCGAUCUGACUAUUGAAAUUAUAAUGGUAUUUUGGAUCUGAUUCAAGUUCAGGAAUGUGUAUACCUUGACCCAGUGUCUGUUUCCAGGUAGACUGUAAACUCUGGUAUACACACACACAAUAAUAUGAUUAAAUGUAUGAGAAAAUCUCUGGGGUAGGGCUGUGGGCUCGAACCGUCGUCUUUUUGGAUUCAGUUAUCUCCGUGCAUAAUAGAGAAUAAACCAAUUUAAUAUGGAAUAAAUCAUGCCAAGUAGAUUAAGAGUGCAAAAUAAACUAUAGCGCUAGUUCUGAAUUGUCUUGCCUUUAAUAGCACUAAAAGUCAACCUUUUGUCGAUAUCCUGAGUCAUGACGUCAUUGUGAUGACGUGUGCUGUGAUGUAACGACAGCGUCGAUCUCGUGACGUCAUUGGUUUCGCGACGUCACAGAUCAUGCUGACGUCAUUGGUUGAUGUGCUUCGGUUGAUCUUGAGAAUGAUUAUUGUAUUGCAGUAAUGUAUUUUUUUAUUUUAUUUUCUCCCGCAUUCGAGUCUCAUCAACAUUUUUGUACAUGCUGUUGUUAGCUAAUGAAUUUUUGUACAGAGAAUUUAUUAAUAUAUUCGUAUAGAACAAUUACACAGUACUAGUGGUUAGAAUAGAUCCCCUUGAUGAGUUGACUAGACAACAUAAUGUUUUUCUCACCAGUUUAGAUGUUCCACACUUCAUUAUUAUUAUUAUUAUUAUCAUUCCUCUACGAAUGAUGGUGGUGGUGUAGGGUUCGUGGCUGUUUGUUCCUUUUGCCCUCUACCUUAAACUGUCUUCAUCUUGAGAGAGAGAGAGAGAGAGAGAGAGAGAGAGAGAGAGAGAGAGAGAGAGAGAGAGAGAGAGAGAGAGAGAGAGAGAGAGAGAGAGAGAGAGAGCAUGUGUGGAGUGGACAUGCUAGAAUGUACAAAUGCAAUUAUAAAUGUGCCUUAAAGUGACUAUGUCUUCCCAAGUGUCUUUGCAACUUUUACAAGUGCCUUAUCAAAUGUUUAAGUUCACAGACAACUUUACAAGUGCCUUAUAAAUUAAAUUUGCAAUAGUUGAGGUGUCUUCCGGAACUGAACAAGGCCUUUAUAUCCUCUUAACUGCCAAUUACAAGAUUAAGAUGUUCUAUAUGUCUUCCUAAACGUUCCAUCGCUUCAAUAUAGUGUGUGCCUUUCUGAAACAGUGAGUGCUAAGUAAAGCCAAGUGGACUUAAUGGCAAAUCCACGAUCUUAUUUACAUUAUAUAUAUCUGUGUAACUCAGGUAACAUGCACCUAGAUUAGCUUUUAUUGAAAUGGUUUGUAGGUAUGUUUGAUGGGAGGCUUGUGUUUGUGCGUGAGUGUGAGUGUGUGUGUGUGUGUGUGUGUGUGUGUGUGUGUGUGUGUGUGUGUGUGUGUGUGUGUGUGUGUGUGUGUGUGUGUGUGUGUCCUUUCGUGUUUCUUGUGUCUUGGUAAAUGGGCAAUGGAUCUUCUGUGCCUCAUCUACUCCUCUCUUAGCCUUCAGAGUCUGUACACACAACAUCUCAACUGCUCCAUCCAUUCUCUCAGACCCUUCAGCCACCUCCUCCAUCCCGUCUCCUUCCCUGUAUCACCCCCGACUCUCAUCACUCAUCCACCAGCAGGGAACGACUGAAACUCCAGUUCCUUCCUCCACUUACUACCUAUAAUUACUAUUAUAAUCCACCACCCAAACAGUGUCAACUAAUUCACCACCGUCACUAUCGCCACCACCUCUGCCAGUUCUAUUACGUCCACAACGUCACUAUCCCCCACUACCAUCAUUGCUAUCCCUACAACCACUAAGAAUCCCCCCGCUGCCACCAUUGCUAUCCCAACAACCAUUAUCAAUCCCCCCGCUGCCACCAUUGCUAUCCCUACGAGCAUUAUCAAUCCCCCGCUGCCACCAUUGCUAUCCCUAUGACCAUUACCAAUCCCCCCGCUGCCACCAUUGCUAUCCCUACGACCAUUAUCAAUCCCCCCGCUGCCACCAUUGCUAUCCCUACGACCAUUUUCAAUCCCCCCGCUGCCACCAUUGCUAUCCCUACGACCAUUUUCAAUCCCCCCGCUGCCACCAUUGCUAUCCCUACGACCAUUAUCAAUCCCCCCGCUGCCACCAUUGCUAUCCCUACGACCAUUAUCAAUCCCCCCGCUGCCACCACCCUACAACCACUACCAGCCUCCACAAAUAUUACUCCACUGAUCGUUAGAGCCACAUCAUUCUACCACUAUCAUUACUAAUACCACCACUGCCAUCCUUACCACCACCACUACUUCAACUACCACCCUCAAUGCACCUUUCAUAAAUAUUAUAGAUGAAGAGAACUUAAAAUUUAUUACAAGUAAUGAUAAUAAAAGAUCGGGAUUA
Procambarus clarkii (red swamp crayfish) is the source of this 5382-nucleotide messenger RNA. NCBI's taxonomy places the organism in Eukaryota, Metazoa, Arthropoda, Malacostraca, Decapoda, Cambaridae. The record is from RefSeq and is a predicted model, not a curated record.